AUUGAUUUGCUCUACUGCCACCUCUGUCCGCCAUCUUGGAUUUGCUCUAGCUUGUGAUGCCGUCUCAAGCUACUUGUGGUUCGUGUUCGAAAGUUGUGGGAAAUAAGGCUCAUGCACUUCGGUGCUUCGGCUGUGAUGUUUUGUUCCAUAUUUCGUGCAUUGGCUUAUCCGUUGACGUGUUUCGAAAAUCGCUCGACAUCCGACAUCGUUUUUUUCAAGUUAUAUGUGAUAAAUGUCGCGGUACAAGACAUCAGAAUACGCAGAGACCGCAAACAACUACGGGAAAAUCUCUCUUUCAGAUAGAAACAAACCGUUCACCACGUGGGAUCAAACGCCCUCGUGAAAGUACCUCUGUCACCUCGCCUUCUAUUGUCACUCCGCGAUCUGCACCACCACCAGCGUCUUCGACCCCGGCCGAGCCCCAGGUUCAAUGUUCCCCACCGAUGGAAGACUCAGACUCGGAAGCUACGAAAUGCCGCUUCACUGAUCGGUCCGUGAAUUUCUCAGAGGCUGUCUGUGAACUUCUGAACACCGAGGAUCCAUGGACCACUCAAAAGCGCAAGGGCCCACGUAAUCGAGUUCAGACGUCACCUGCUGAUAAACAACAACCCAAUCAGUUAAGCGCCUCUAGUUCUGCUCCCACAGGUUCAUCACUGAUUUCGUUGAGGCGUCAUAAUCUCAUGGUCUUCCACGUACCAGAGUCAAAAGAUGAAAACCCUCAGAUACGUUAUGAUCACGAUGUUGAGUUCCUCCAGGGGCUCAUCGAUAGACUCUUGGAUGUGGGCGAAGACAGUGUGACGAUUAAACAAGUAAUCCGACUUGGCCAGAAAACUAACCAGUCAUGUCGACCUCUGAGAAUCACCUUUGCAAAUCCCAAUAUGCCGCAGCUCAUACUGUCUCGUCUGUCAAGGCUGAAAGGCAUAAAAGUUCACAUCCGCCGAGACUUGGAACCCGAAGACAGGGAUCGUUUGAAGACUGCGGUCAUUGAGCUCAAACGCCGUACAGAGGAAGGUGAGACUGACUUACAAAUUGUAAAUUUUCGGGUGAUCAAGAAGGGUGUACGAACCCGUAUCAACCGGUUGCUCAACCUCCAGGCACGUCCCGCAGUACCUCCCAGGACCUCCGUGUGGCAUUCGCCAACGUGUGCAGCCUAAUGAACAAACGUGACGAACUGUGCCGCUUCGUUGUCUCGGAGCGGCCGGACGUUUUAGGACUUGCAGAGACUUGGCUGAACUCCG
Molecule: messenger RNA, 1238 nt
Organism: Dicrocoelium dendriticum
Lineage: Eukaryota; Metazoa; Platyhelminthes; Trematoda; Plagiorchiida; Dicrocoeliidae
Source: the annotation of a GenBank genome assembly